AGGUCCAAGAGCCACAAGCGCACCAAACCAAACAAACUCAACCUGAAAGAAUGUGAAUUAAAGUUAUUAGUUUUCAAACUCUAGAUUUGUUGGUCAAAAAAUGUUGUGUCAGAAACUUAGAACGACAAUCAAAUUAAAAAACAUCGUGGGAUGUCUCAGUGAAAUUAAUCAACAUGCACCUAGGAGACAGUCCAAGAAUGUGGGCGAGCACUCUCAGCCCAGUCAAGUCAGGCUUCAAUCUCUGGUCAGUGGGUUCUGCACGGAGAAACUUCCGAGAAGUGCAAAUAUUUUUGGUGAUAUUUCCGGCAGGAAGUUCGAGCACUUUGAAAUGGACGAACAGGAGGAAGAAGAGGAGAAAUUUCAAGAUAGCGAAGGAACUGUUCCUCGUCGACUGAAACCUAGUCCAGGCCAAUACGCUAAGAUGAUCAAAUCACACAUAUCCAAGAAGGAUCCGAACUCGGCUCUGAAAGUGUUUGAUUUGAUGAAGGAAAAUCGUGACAAACCCACUAUGUACAUGUACAAUCUUAUAUUGCGCGCUUUUGCCAUGCAGGGUGACAUAAAGAAGUGCUACAAGCUGUUUGUCACAGCGAAAAAGCAUCAAUUGCAACCGAACUCGCCAACUUUUGUCAGUUUGUUGAACGCUUGCGCUUUUUGCGAAGACAGCGAGGUAGCUCUCGAAUAUUUGAACAAGUUGCGACAGUUGCUCUACGAACAACAGUUUCCGCUUAACCAAACGCAUUACAACGUGAUGAUAAAGGCGUACAGUUGGCACAAUCAGAUUUUGGAAGCGUUUCAAUUGGCGGACGAGAUGAGGGACAAACGUAUUCCGAUCGAAGAGAUCACGUACAAUUCCUUGUUUCACGCCGCGAUUUCCGACAAAAAAGCCGGUCUGCGUCACGCUCUAAUUGUGUGGCAUUUGAUGCGUCUGAAAAAUGUUAAACCGAGCGUGAGAACUUACAAUCUUCUUCUUAGAUCAAUGAGAGACACUAAUUUUGGAGAUUUGAGACUUGACGACGUACUCGUCACGGGAGCCGAUCAAACGAAAAUCUUGCUCAAGGACGGAGAAAGACCGGAUUUACUGGCAUCUCCACCUUUUUUGAGCACGUUGUUGCCAAUGCCGAAAACAAAGGAAAACAGUUUGAAGCGUAACGAUCAGAGCACGAAGGAAGAAGAAUCAUCGUUAAGCUUGAACGACAUACCGGUUAACAAUCGGUUGAUCCUCUUCGGUGGUUUGGAUGGAUUUUUGGCUCGAAUGAAUAAGGACGGCGUCGCGCCUGACGCCAAAACUGUUACGCUGCUUCUCGAUUUGAUUCCCGCUUCAACGGCCGCGGAAAAUUUGCUCGUUAAAACCGCGAACGAUAAAGGUAUUGAACUGGACAUUGACUUUUGUAAUAUGCUCAUCAAAAGACGCAGCAUGCGUCACGAUUACAAAGCCGCAAAAGAGGUGAUAAGUAUGGCAGAACAGAAAAACCUAACGCCAAAUGUGAUGACGUUUGGGGUCUUGGCACUUGGUUGUCAAAAAUAUCACGAGGCCAAAGAGUUUCUUGAAGGAUUGGAAGCUUUCGGUUACAAACCCAAUUCUGUAAUCGUGGGCACGCUCAUUAACACGGCUUGUCACAAAAGAGAUUUCGAAUACUUGUUGUUUGUAAUGAAUUACAUGAUGGAGAACAAAAUAAAACCGAACGAACAAGCGAUCAAAGACCUGAAAGAAUUUUCGAGAGAAAUACCAAGAAUGGAAGUGACCAAGAAUAAACACAAGCACAAGAAGAAAAAACGUUUGGAAGAGAAUGCGAAGAAAUUUGAAGAAGAUUAUCUUAAAUGGCAAAAGAUGAGAGAACAAAAGUCGUUUGUAAAAUAAAAUAUUGCUCUUGGAAAUUUUUCAAGAUAAUUCGACUUGUUAUUAACUCUAUUGAUAUGUUUCUAAAUAUGUACAUAUAUAUUAAACGAAAAGA
Molecule: messenger RNA, 1952 nt
Organism: Pseudomyrmex gracilis
Lineage: Eukaryota; Metazoa; Arthropoda; Insecta; Hymenoptera; Formicidae
Product: pentatricopeptide repeat-containing protein 1, mitochondrial
Exons: 4
Coding region: 101-1858 (585 amino acids)
Molecular function (GO): protein binding
Source: RefSeq, a predicted model, not a curated record